CCGACUUACUUGCUGCUGGUGCUGUUGGUUGGGAGAAAUGUUUGAAUAUUGUUUACCAGCACUACCAGCAGUGUUAUAAUACUUUGAACUAUAUUAGGUACCAGUUUCAUGAUGAUCGUGGCGCUAUAAUCAAAUUGUUGGUGAACACAAACUAAAAGUUUUAUAGUUAUUGUUGCACGGAUUUAAUAUUUGUUUACUGUUUUUAUUUGAGUGAAAAACAUGUGGCAAUCUUGUUUAGUUUUUGGUUUGAUCAUUUAUUUUUUCUUAUUUUAAUGGACUAGAGAAGUUAUUCAGAGUUUUGGGAUUAUAAAUAUUAUUGUUUUUGUACGAAAAAGAUUGUUUACACCGAACAAAAGACUCAAUUUUGAGUUUCUGGUGUUGUGAAAAUUCAAAAUAUUCUCGUAUCGUAUGAUCAAAAUAAGAAAUAGACAAGGUGAAGAAGAAGGCGAAGACGAAGAAGCUGUAGAAAUAUGUCGUUAAAUUGUGGAGCAUGUUUUGCCAAAUAUUUAUUAUGUAUAUUUAAUUUUAUUGUUUUUUUAGCGGGUACUACAGUAUUAGCAGUUGGAAUAUGGCUUGCAGCGGAUACAAAUUCAUUUAUAUCGUUAAUGAAAGUUGUAGAUAAUGAACAAUUUCAGGAAUUUACACAACCCACUGUUAUUAAGCAAGCAUCAUACGUCCUGAUUGCGGCUGGAUCGUUUAUGUUUAUUGUUAGUUUCCUGGGGUACUGUGGUGCACUGCGUGAAUCUAAAUGCCUUCUCACUCUGUAUGGAAUUUGUUUAGUCAUCAUAUUAGCAAUUGAAAUCACGGCGGGUGGACUUGCAGUGCUAAAUAAAGAUAAAGCUGAAGCAGAAACUCGAACAUUCUUAAAAACAACAAUAACCAAAUAUUAUGCAACACCGGAUAAAGCUGAUGCCGUUACAGUUAUGUGGAAUACCAUGAUGAGACAAUUAUCAUGUUGUGGAGUGGAUAACUACAAAGAUUUCGAGGACAGUCCAAAAUGGAUUAGUGAAAAGGGCGAACAAAAAUUACCAGCUGCAUGCUGUGCAUACGAUAAAAAUAUUCAUAAUUAUCAAAAUUGUACAUCAAAUCCAUCUGAAUCGAAUUCGUAUUACGAAACUGGUUGCUUCAAAACGUUACUCCAUUGGAUUAUGCAACACAUGGACAUUAUCAUAUGGUGUGUCGUCAGUUUAGGAUUAAUACAAUUAUUUGGAAUAUUUUUUGCAUUCUGUUUGUGCAAAUCAUUUGAGGAAUAUUUAAAAUGAAUCUUUAAAUCUGUAACUUUAUUUGUUUUUGUAUAGAAAAUAAUUAAUUAUAUUGAUUGAUUUUUAUUCUCAAAAUAUGGGACCAAAAUAUUAACAAGCCUUUGUUCAAAAAAUUACUUUUAUUAUCGGGGAUAUGAUAAAAAAUACUUAUGUAGGUUAAUCAACAGUAAUUGAAUCUUCAGGAAAUAAUCACUGGUUGAAAAAAUUACGAUAAAAUAUUUGAAGAAAAAAUAAUUCUUAGUAAGUCUUAGAAACUCUAAAAAAAGUCUUAGAAACUCUGAAUUCUCAACGUUUUUUGGACUGUCUAAUUCAGAGUUAUGCAGACUUUUAUUAAGUCGGAAUUAGACAGUCCAAAAACGUUGAUAUAUUCACAGUUCCUAAGAUUUUUUCAAAUUGUCUAAGACUUAUUCAGAAUUAUUUUCUCUUCAAAUAUUUUUCCCAUCAGGAAUUCUAAGCCUAAGCCUAUGUUUACAAGAAAUUUCGUAAUAUUUUAGCAAAAUAUUGUGAUCCAGAAUAUCCAACCGUUUUUAUCCAUUCAGACGCCUCGGUAACUUCUUUGAGUGCACAGAAUCAAGGAUUUUUA
Molecule: messenger RNA, 1845 nt
Organism: Chrysoperla carnea
Lineage: Eukaryota; Metazoa; Arthropoda; Insecta; Neuroptera; Chrysopidae
Product: tetraspanin-18-like
Exons: 7
Coding region: 471-1262 (263 amino acids)
Cellular component (GO): membrane
Source: RefSeq, a predicted model, not a curated record